AUGACUAGUUAUAAACAUCUGGACCUAGCCUCGUACGAAAUCAGAAUGCUAGUCAUAAAUGACGCCAGAGACGAUGAAACAUUGCAAUGCACUUUGGAAUAUACCUCUUUGCUUAAUCCAGGGCCAUAUUCUGCACUGUCAUAUCGCUGGGGCGAGGCGACCAAUACAAAGCAGAUUAUUUUGAAUGAUUCUCUUGUAGAAGUCACAGCCAAUCUUGAGGCAGCCCUGAAGCAGCUUCAAUCUCAUGGCCAUAAGAGAAUAUGGGCUGAUGCAUUAUGCAUCAAUCAAACCGAUCUGGAAGAACGGGGUCUUCAGGUUCGCAACAUGCAACUAAUAUACUCCAAAGCCCAAACUGUCGUUGCAUGGAUUGGAAACGAUGAGGAAAACAUCGCUACGGCCGUGGCAUACCUUUUGAAGACGAAAGCUUUCCAAUGGCUCCCUGCUAGGAGACGCACUGCAUGUUCUCUCCCUUCAAACCGCGAAAUUAGACAAACGCAGCUUGUGUUUGGAGUUCAUUCGUCGAUUGCGGAUCAAUGGACCCAACAAAGAUGGAGGAUAUUCGGCGACUUUUUCGAUCUGGUCUAUUGGAAAAGAGUCUGGAUCAUUCAAGAACUUGCCUCCAGCUCUGAGAUUAAGGUGAUUUUUGGGAAAACUGAAGUAUCAUGGAAGUCUAUCCUGAGCGCUGUAACCUAUCUGGGAGAUCAUUCGAAAGAAGUUCCUGGGAAUUGUCAAUCAUAUGAGAUUGCUGCCCAGCUUCAUCAUUUUCGAUGCAUCUUCCUCUCGAAUAAUCAAACGCCGAUAACUCUCAACGAAGCUCUUCAGUGGAGCCAUUAUGCACAAGCAACCGACCCUCGCGAUAAGAUCUAUGCACUUCUGGGUUUGACCUCUGAUGGCUUCAAGAUUAUUCCAAUGCCCAAUUACAAGCAACCUCUUGAACAGAUCCAUGAAAAUAUGACAAAAGCGAUGUUUGUUAUGGAGAGGUCUUUGGAAUCCAUCUGUAUGAGAGGUCUCGGUUGUCAUGAAGACAGCCAGCCAUCUUGGGUAUCCGAUUGGGCUUAUUUCUGGUCGAGCCCAAGAACUAUUCAGGAAGAACGGAUAUUCAGACGUAAAAUUUCAUACCCUUCCAUUCCGUUCUUCCAGACCAUGGAAUCCGGGAUCCUAGAGAUAGAAGGGAAUAACGUGGGCGCUGUGUGUGCACUAAGCUCGUCUUUAAGCCCAAUAAAAGAAGCCGGAGCACGAUCUUCUCGCAGGAUCGAACCUGAUGAAAUUGAUAGACUUCUACCCACUCUUUUACAAAGUCUCCGGAACAACUAUCCAUCAGGAAUUGUAACUGCUCUUUCGGAAACUCUAUGCCUGAAUCAUACAGGAUCAGCCGACAACGGUGGAAACGAGGGCCUCAAUUUUUGCACUCCUCAAGACUGCUUUUAUAACCUGUGGCACCCUGAAUGCCGAAAGUCAUUGCAAGGUCUCCCACUGCUUCAGUGGCUGGACGAAAAUGCAUCUUUGAAGAUAGGAUCGCUCAAUCUAUUAGAAUGGACACAAUCUCAAUCCAGGACGAGCCGUCUCAAAAGGUCACUCAACGUAUGGCAUCCGUCGUAUCACGAUCUGGACCAACAAAGAUACAUUGCAGCGAUGACUGAAGUUUUGCAAGGCUCUAUGCGACUCAUGGUAACUGAAACAGGCUUUCUUGGCUUAGCUCCCCUAAGAACCCAGAUUGGCGACACAGUUCAUUAUAUCAGGGGCUGCAGCGAACCCCUGGUUCUUAGAAAACGAGAAAUCUCAGUUACAGAAAAGAGAUCUCGGGAAUACCAGGUAAUAGGCGGCGCUCAUGUGCAGGUUGAUCAUACUUUCCCUGGAGCUUCCAGGUUCGACAUAUGGGCUGAUGACCAUUUUGGCACAGGUAUUCAUAAGAUAAUUCUCACCUAA
This is a messenger RNA of Lachnellula hyalina, 1926 nucleotides long. RefSeq names its product Heterokaryon incompatibility protein 6,OR allele. Lineage: Eukaryota; Fungi; Ascomycota; Leotiomycetes; Helotiales; Lachnaceae. The coding region runs from base 1 to 1926 and encodes 641 amino acids. The record is from RefSeq and is a predicted model, not a curated record. The transcript is spliced from 2 exons.